Messenger RNA from Penicillium manginii, 2010 nucleotides. RefSeq names its product Hsp70 family ATPase KAR2 (gene bipA). The record is from RefSeq and is a predicted model, not a curated record. Gene Ontology annotation, biological process: protein refolding; endoplasmic reticulum unfolded protein response; cellular response to unfolded protein. The transcript is spliced from 3 exons. Lineage: Eukaryota; Fungi; Ascomycota; Eurotiomycetes; Eurotiales; Aspergillaceae. The coding region runs from base 1 to 2010 and encodes 669 amino acids. Gene Ontology annotation, molecular function: ATP hydrolysis activity; ATP-dependent protein folding chaperone; heat shock protein binding. Gene Ontology annotation, cellular component: nucleus; endoplasmic reticulum lumen; endoplasmic reticulum chaperone complex.
AUGGCGCGCCUCUCGAGGAGUAGCGUCGGCGCGUCCAAGUCUUUCACUUGGACCACCGUCUUUUACCUUCUUUUGGUUCUGAUUGCCCCAAUGGCCCUGUUCGGUACCGGUGCCCAGGCCGAGAACGACACCGAGGUUGAAGAUUAUGGCAGUGUUAUUGGUAUUGAUUUGGGAACCACCUACUCCUGUGUCGGUGUGAUGCAACAAGGCAAGGUUGAGAUCAUCGCCAACGACCAGGGUAACCGUAUCACUCCUUCCUACGUCGCUUUCACCGAUGAGGAACGUCUUGUUGGUGACGCCGCCAAGAACCAGUACGCCGCCAACCCUGUCCGCACCAUCUUCGAUGUCAAGCGUUUGAUUGGUCGCAAGUUCGAGGACAAGGACACCCAAAAGGACAUCAAGCACUUCCCCUUCAAGGUUGUCAACAAGGAUGGCAAGCCUAAUGUAAAGGUUGAGGUGAACCAGACCCCUAAGAUCUUCACUCCUGAGGAGAUCUCCGCCAUGGUUCUCGGCAAGAUGAAGGAAACCGCUGAGAGCUAUCUCGGCAAGACUGUCACUCACGCCGUUGUUACCGUCCCCGCCUAUUUCAAUGAUGCUCAGCGUCAGGCCACCAAGGAUGCUGGUACUAUUGCCGGCCUCACUAUCCUGCGUGUCGUCAACGAGCCUACCGCCGCCGCUAUCGCCUAUGGUCUUGAUAAGGUCGGUGAGGAGCGCCAGAUCAUUGUCUACGAUCUGGGUGGUGGUACUUUCGAUGUCUCCCUUCUGUCUAUUGACAAUGGUAUCUUCGAGGUUCUCAGCACCGCCGGUGACACCCACCUUGGUGGUGAGGACUUUGACCAGCGUGUCAUUGACCACUUCGUCAAGCUCUACAACAAGAAGAACAACGUCGAUGUCACCAAGGACCUCAAGUCCAUGGGUAAGCUCAAGCGUGAGGUUGAGAAGGCCAAGCGUACUCUGUCUUCCCAGAUGUCCACUCGCAUUGAAAUCGAGUCUUUCCACAACGGCGAGGACUUCUCCGAGACUCUGACCCGCGCCAAGUUCGAAGAACUGAACAACGAUCUGUUCAAGAAGACCCUCAAGCCUGUUGAGCAGGUUCUUAAGGAUGCCAAGGUCAAGAAGGCUGAUGUCGACGACAUUGUUCUUGUUGGUGGUUCUACCCGUAUCCCCAAGGUUCAGAGCCUCAUUGAAGAGUUCUUCGGUGGCAAGAAGGCCAGCAAGGGUAUCAACCCUGACGAGGCCGUUGCCUUUGGUGCCGCCGUCCAAGGUGGUGUCCUUGCCGGUGAUGAGAACCUCAAGGAUGUUGUUCUCAUGGAUGUUAACCCCCUGACUCUGGGUAUUGAGACCACUGGUGGUGUCAUGACCAAGCUCAUUCCCCGCAACACUGUCAUCCCCACCCGCAAGUCGCAGAUCUUCUCCACUGCGGCCGACAACCAGCCCACCGUGUUGAUCCAGGUCUUCGAGGGUGAGCGCUCUAUGACCAAGGACAACAACCAGCUCGGCAAGUUCGAGCUGAACGGUAUUCCCCCGCUCCUCGCGAUCGAGGUCGCUUUCGACCUUGAUGCCAACGGAAUCCUCAAGGUCAGCGCCAGUGACAAGGGCACCGGCAAGGCCGAAUCCAUCACCAUCACCAACGACAAGGGACGUCUCACUCCCGAGGACAUUGAGCGCAUGGUCCAGGAAGCCGAGGAGUUCGCCGAGGAGGACAAGGCCAUGAAGGGCAAGAUUGAGGCCCGUAACGGUCUCGAGAACUACGCCUUCAGCCUCAAGAACCAGGUCGCCGACGAGGAGGGUCUGGGUGGCCAGAUCGACGAGGACGACAAGCAGACCAUCCUGGACGCUGUCAAGGAGGCCAUCGACUGGCUCGAGGACAACGGCCCCACCGCCAGCGCCGAGGACUUCGAGGAGCAAAAGGAGCAGCUCUCUGGUGUUGCUUACCCGAUCACCAGCAAGCUGUACGGCUCUGGAGCUCCUUCCGAGGAUGAUGAGCCCCUGGACCACGACGAACUGUAA